CUACCCCAGCUGCGUGAGGCGAGUGGCGGCGCGAGCCGGGUGCUCAGUAAGGACCGACUUUCCCGCCGGGCGGCGGUGCCGCGCGCUGGAAGCGGAUUGAAGUGUCGGCCCAAGCAUGUCGCUGCCUCCGGAGAAAGCCUCGGAGCUGAAGCAGCUCAUUCACCAGCAGCUGAGCAAGAUGGAUGUCCAUGGUAGGAUAAGAGAAAUCCUUGCUGAGACAAUACGAGAAGAAUUGGCACCUGAUCAACAACAGUUAUCCACAGAAGAUUUGAUGAAAGCCCUUAGACGUCGUGGAAUCAUUGAUGAUGUGAUGAAAGAACUUAAUUUUGUUUCUGACAGUGUUGAUCAAGAACUUCCUUCCUCUCCAAAACAACCUGUUUGUUUUACUGAGAGACAGUCAACAUUGUUAAGAAAAACUAAUAUUGAUCCAACUCGGAGGUAUCUUUACCUUCAGGUUUUGGGUGGAAAAGCUUUCUUGGAACAUCUGCAAGAACCUGAGCCUUUACCGGGACAAAUUUGUUCCACCUUUACUUUAUGUUUACAUUUUCGAAAUCAACGUUUUCGUUCUAAACCUGUUCCAUGUGCCUGUGAACCAGAUUUUCAUGAUGGCUUUUUACUUGAAGUACACAGAGAAAGCUUAGGUGAUGGAACUAGAAUGGCUGAUUCAACAACAAUGUUAUCAAUAAAUGAUCCAAUUCAUAUGGUGCUAAUCAAAAUAGAUAUAUUUGGUGAAACCACUUUAGUAGCAUCCUAUUUUCUUGAGUGGCGAUCAGUUUUGGGCUCAGAAAAUGGAGUGACCAAUCUCACUGUGGAACUCAUGGGUGUAGGCACAGAAUCAAAAGUGUCUGUGGGAAUUUUAAAUAUAAAACUUGAGAUGUACCCACCACUCAAUCAAACAUUGUCUCAAGAAGUGGUGAAUACACAGCUUGCUUUGGAGCGACAGAAAACUGCAGAGCGAGAGCGAUUAUUUCUUGUAUAUGCUAAGCAAUGGUGGAGAGAAUAUUUGCAAAUUCGACCCUCACAUAGCUCACGGCUGGUUAAGAUUUUUGCACAGGAUGAAAAUGGGAUAAAUAGACCAGUGUGUUCCUAUGUUAAACCACUUCGAGCAGGGAGACUUCUGGACACACCAAGGCAAGCAGCAAGAUUUGUUAAUGUCCUGGGUUAUGAAAGAGCUCCUGUUAUUGGAGGAGGAGGUAAACAGGAGCAGUGGUGCACUCUGCUGGCCUUUCUCUGUAGAAACAAGGGUGAUUGUGAAGAUCAUGCCAACCUUCUAUGCAGCCUCCUUCUUGGAUAUGGAUUAGAAGCCUUUGUCUGUGUUGGCACUAAGGCAAAGGGAGUACCUCAUGCUUGGGUUAUGACUUGUGGAACUGAUGGAACUAUCACCUUUUGGGAGAGUUUAACAGGACACAGGUAUAUCCACAAAUCUACCAAUCUUGAUGAAGCUCCAGUUGCUGAACCGCCCAAACCAUUGUAUCCAUAUAGAACAAUUGGUUGUGUUUUCAAUCAUCAAAUGUUUCUGGGAAAUUGUCAGGCUUCUGACUCAGUAGAAAUAUGUGAAUUUGAUUUGAAUGAUGAAUCCAAAUGGAAACCUAUGAGUGAAGAAGCAAUUAAAUCAGUUUGUGCUCCAAGAGCUACAACAUCCCUUCCUCCUUUUCCCCCUCUGUGUGCGUCCUCAAUUGAUGCUUCAGUAACAAGUAAUGAAAUAGAAAUGCAGCUAAGACUACUAGUGUCGGAACACAGGAAGGACCUUGGCCUCACUACUGUUUGGGAAGACCAGCUUUCCUAUCUUUUAUCACCGGCUUUGGCUUCCUAUGAAUUUGAGCGGACAACAAGUAUAUCUGCAGGGAAUGAAGAAUUUCAAGAUGCCAUAAGGAGGGCUGUACCUGACGGUCACACAUUUAAAGGAUUCCCAAUACAUUUUGUGUAUAGAAAUGCAAGACGUGCAUUUGCCACUUGUCUUCGGUCUCCUUUCUGUGAAGAAAUAAUCUGUUGUCGUGGGGACCAAGUGCGAUUGGCAGUUCGUGUCCGAGUGUUUACCUACCCUGAAUCUGCAUGUGCUGUUUGGAUCAUGUUUGCUUGUAAAUAUCGCUCAGUGUUAUAGGACUAAUAACUUUUCUCUAAGAAAAUUAUCUGUGUUUUGGAAUUUUACACAUUGUACAUUACUAGUGGUUUAGCGGUUCCUUGUUUUAAGAUCAGUCUGACUUGGAUGUCAUUUUUCAAUUUUGUAUGUACUUGAUAGUGUUUGUAAAAAAAUCAUGAUGUCUGUAUUUAAAAACUUAAGAAUGAAAUAUUGUAUAAAUCUGUGUGGAAUUUAGUAUAAAUUAAGUGUAUAUCCUAUUUUAAUAAUUGAUACUUUUUACAGCUAUUUAAUAGUUUAAAUAUAAUCAUAAAGCUUACUCAGUUUCCUUUACAUUAACUCAGAUAUUUGUCUAAGGUUUGAGCCAUAGUAAAAAUCAGUAUAAUCAUUAUUUUUCAUAGAAUAAUGGAAUUGUUUUUGUACAAACUAGGGGAAAUUAGCCUUACAAUAGUUUUAUUUAUUACAUAGGUAAAAAUAGAUUUUGGUGAAUUGCCACUUUUCUGGUUUACCAUGGCCAUACUGAUAGUUGUGACUUUCCAGAGAAAAGAUGGGAAGAUUUUGAUGUGAGAUUAGGAAAAAGCUAUUAACCAGAAAAACAAAUAUAAAUAACAAAAUAAACUACAUAUGAAAGUACAUGAAUAAUUUAUAAAUAUUUGUUAACUUGAUUUAUGUAAAAGUAAGUUGGUUCUCUUAGAAAACAUUUAUUAUACUCCUUUGUAUUGUAAUAGAUAUUGAUAAAUUGUUUUCUGUAAUAUUGGAAAUUUGUUGCUGAUAUUCUCUGUGUUCAAAGGAUUCCUUACUAGUCUUCUCAUGGGUUCCAUCUUUGAAAAUAAAUCUUUUUCUGUUUUUCAUUUUGAUUAAACCAUCAUCAUGUCUUUGGCUAAUCUAAAUUAAAGUCAUUGUAUGAGAUGA
Condylura cristata (star-nosed mole) is the source of this 2989-nucleotide messenger RNA. RefSeq names its product centrosomal protein 76kDa (gene CEP76). NCBI's taxonomy places the organism in Eukaryota, Metazoa, Chordata, Mammalia, Eulipotyphla, Talpidae. The transcript has 12 exons. Bases 116 to 2101 code for a protein of 661 amino acids. The record is from RefSeq and is a predicted model, not a curated record.